UGUUUCGAUCAUCUCCGACUUGAGAGCGCACUCAAACUAAACAAAAAUGGCGUUAGAGUUCAGGUCGUACAGGGACGACGCGUGGUACGACGCUCGCGUCGUGACGGAGGGCCGCCGUGGUACUCGCCUGAGAAUCAAGUUCUUCAACUUCGGCGACGACCAGGACGAGUUCGUCCACGCCAAGAACUUGAAGAAGCUCCAAGACGUCGACGCUCUGAGGUCUCGGUUCAGGAAAAUCUCUUUCCAGUUUCAGGACACGGAUUGUUCCCGGGUCGAACCGGGCCUGCUCGUCUGCGCCGCCCGACCCGUCGGCGACGGUGACCUGAAGUUCUACGAUGCCGUUUUCAGAGGGGUGGUGAAGAAGGAGCAUCAGAUUGUGAAAGGAGUGGAAGCGUGCAAAUGUACCUUCAUCCUCGACUGGAUUGACAGUGGAGAAACUGGUUCAUGCACUGUUGAGAACAUUUGCAGAGUGCAGGAUACCAGUGACGAAGAAUUGGAUCCGGCUCUGAUUUCUUUUCUCAACAAGGCCAGGGAGAGAAUCGAAACUACUUUUUGUACUCGGUUGAGGAUUACUAGUGGAGAUGUUUAUGAUCUCAGAGCAUCACACAAGGAUGCAAGCCGUUCCACCGCAGCCAUGGCUCUAAGCGGCUCUGUUGAAGGAAUGGGUGCAGAUUCUGAUUCAUUAAGGAUCUCUUAUGAAGCUGCUCAUCCCAAAGAGCGCUACAAGGCAAGCUUUUCUCAACCCUUAGUUUUUGAAUCAAAAUGGAAUAGAUGUAGGGUAUUUUGAUUAUGACAAUUGUUA
Molecule: messenger RNA, 802 nt
Organism: Rosa rugosa (rugosa rose)
Lineage: Eukaryota; Viridiplantae; Streptophyta; Magnoliopsida; Rosales; Rosaceae
Exons: 4
Coding region: 47-787 (246 amino acids)
Molecular function (GO): chromatin binding
Source: RefSeq, a predicted model, not a curated record